AUGUACAUCUCAAUGAAUAUCCUUAUUCGAGUUCAACCACGAAUUUAUCCUGACACAGCGGAUAAUGGUUUCAAUUCAACUUCUAACCGUGAUAGUUUUCAUGAACGAAAUACACAAACGAAGCAGUCCAUCUCAGAAUGUGAUAUACACACCAAAGGAGAUACACAUAAAAAUGGUGUAUCUCAACACCGUCAUAAUCUUCAUAAUCCUUACUUUCGGCAGCAACAACAACAACAGGGUUAUAAUAGAGUCCAUCAAGAUAGUGAGACAGACGAGUUUCUACUAUCCAACUCUUAUCUAGAUCUGUUAAACUCAGACAACGAUGCAACUACUGUUGAUGAAUUCGGUUUAAAUUUAGCCCAUCUACUUUCAUUUAUAAGUAAUCAUAGUCGUGAAAUAUCUUGUACCAAUAAGCUAAGUAUUCCCAUCAAUUGUUUACAGGCUAUGCCACUUAUUGAACCACAGUGGAAGCAGUUGAUCAGUAGUAAUGAUUUAUGCCUUUUAAAAUGCUUAAAUCGAUCAGAAGUUUUAACGUCGAACAGUCCGUUUACUUUCACAGCACUUGUAGCCGACUUGGGUUUAUGUUUGGAUUUAAGUCAGGAUCAUGUUGACGCUGUUUCAGUCGUCGGGAAUCCAUUUUACACAGCUCCAGAAUGCUUAAACCGAGUGGCACCGUAUACAUUUGCCGCAGAUAUUUUCUCCUAUGGUCUUUUGGUGUGUGAACUGAUAACACGUUUUCCCAAUGACUGUUCCCUUAUCCCUCGAAAAUCGUCUUUUGGUCUGGAUCAUGAAAACCUUCCAAUACCAUCAGACUGUCCUAUUUGGUUAUUUCAGCUGGCGGUAGAUUGUUGUAGUGUUGAUCACUUAUUACGUCCAGACAUUCUCGACGUUAUUGAUCGUAUUGAGAAGUGUCGUCUCAAUUUAUCGUGUCACUCAACAACAAUUCAUUCACCAUCUCCUGUGCCUGUACAAAAUUCAGUGACAACAAACGGUUCUUAUGAUAUUACAUCUCAAGAAAUUGUCCAUGAAUCUGCUACAUAA
Trichobilharzia regenti is the source of this 1041-nucleotide messenger RNA. The record is from the annotation of a GenBank genome assembly. Lineage: Eukaryota; Metazoa; Platyhelminthes; Trematoda; Strigeidida; Schistosomatidae.